AUGAGUGCCGCAACAAUCGCUGCAUCUAGGUCAGCGGUGCUGGUGCCUAUGCACCUGUCAGUUAUGUCCCCAAACUCAUUCCGUGAUAAUUUUGGUUUUCAGUUGUUUUAUCCCAACACCAAUCAGCAAUAUCAUAAUCAGAAUUAUUCCUCACAGUACAAGACAGAUCCUUAUCAAGCAUAUGUACAACAGAAGUCAGACAUGUUCCCUAUAUCUCAACAAUACAGUAAACCAGAUAACCAGAAUCUUCAAUUCUCCCAACAGUAUAGUAAACCAGAUAACACAAACAUGCAACUCAAUCAGCCAUACAGUAAACCACUUUGUGACAGUAUCCAGUACUCCCAGCCAUACAGUAAGCCGAUAUCGGACAAGUCCAAUAACCAGUUCAAACUGGAUAAUAUGUGUGGCCCAAUCACCAAGACUACUGAAACACCGCAGAAACCUUCAAGAGCUAUUCGUGGAUCUCCAAAUAAUUCUGGAUACAGUGAUUAUGAUUCAAGUACAGGAACUCCAAUGACCCCGUCAACCCCAUUGAAUGAGACUUUGUCCCCUAUAGAGCAGAUAUUUGGUCUGAUGUCAUCGGGUAAUAAACAGAUGUCCUCUAGAAGUAAUUCACCGUACGACUCAGACACUAGUGGAUUCAGCAGUGAAGGAUCGGAAGCCGCUCUUAUUGAUAUGAUGAACACAUUGAAGCUGAACAGUCGUGAAGCCAAAUCCCCGAUCACUGAUCUCUCAAAGCAACUGUACACUGCACAACAACAGCAACAGCAGCACCAGCAGGCCGCAAUACAGCAACACCAUCAGCAGCAACAACAACAACAGUUGGCACAGCAACAACAGCUGAUGCAGUACCAGCAGCAACAAGUUCAGCAACAGCAGGCCAACAGUCUCUCUAAUGGCCUUGCUUUGCCAGCGACAGAGCAGGUCUUAGGAAACCGAAUAUCAGGUCAGAUUCUCCGCCCCUAUAUGAUCUCCAAUCUAGAUCCCUAUGCCAUUGAUAGAGCAGCCAGACUUCACCGUAGUGCAGCAGCAAUGUGUGAGGCCAGCUGCACUUGGAGUGGUAAAAUUCCGCCAAAGAAUUACAAGAACCCAACAACGUUCUCGUGCAAAGUCUUUCUAGGUGGCGUACCUUGGGAUAUCACUGAAGCUGGUCUUCAGGCAGCGUUUGACAAGUUUGGAAGUUUUAAGAUAGAAUGGCCAGGCCGAGAUGGAUAUGUUUACUUAUUGUUUGAGUCCGAGAAGGCAGUGCGGUCAUUACUGCAAGAAUGUACCCAUGAUUACAGUACUGGGGAAUACUACUACAACAUCUCGAGUCGCAGGAUGAGAUCUAAAGAGGUUCAAGUAAUUCCAUGGAUGUUGAGUGACUCAAACUUUGUCCGCCAGCCAUCACAGAGAUUGGAUGCCAACAAGACCGUGUUUGUAGGGGCACUUCACGGAAUGAUCUCCGCGGAAACGCUCUCUGUAAUCAUGAAUGAUCUGUUUGGGAAUGUGGUGUAUUCUGGGAUAGAUUGUGACAAGCACAAGUACCCUAUUGGUAGUGGAAGGGUGACAUUCAGCAGUAGAAGAAGUUACAUGAAAGCUGUGCAAGCUGCCUUUGUUGAGAUUAAAACUCCAAAGUUUACAAAGAAGAUCCAGAUAGAUCCAUAUCUAGAAGACAGCAUCUGCUCUCUUUGUACCCUACAGCCUGGUCCAUAUUUCUGCCGGGAUCUCCAGUGCUUCAAAUAUUUCUGCCGAACUUGUUGGUACUGGAAACACGAGCCCGACGCUCUACGUAAUCAUAAACCACUAAGUCGUAACACCAAGGGACAUGCUAGUCUGGCCUUACUAUAAGGUUUCAGCUGCAUUGCAAGUUGGAUAAUCCUAUACUAUUACAAGGACUGACCAGACGUUACUAUAAAUACAUCCAUUGUUUUGCACACUGAUUGAAACAUUCCAUUGAGAAAAAAAUCAAAUAUUGAUGAUUGAAUGGUAGACAGCCAUUAUUUUGCGGGAAAUUCCUUUACUCAAAUUUGAACUAUGAUAUUCUUGAGGUAGCCAACAGUGGAGGAACCAGCUGAUGGUUAUUUCAUUUCAAGCAGGGAACCAGGAAGGUUUCAAAUGUCAUUCAUUUGUCAUUUUUGUGUUGGCUUGAAUCGACCCAGCUAGAAUUUGUCGGGGGAACCAACCAGAUCUUACUAUAAUGUCAGGGAAGCCAGUUUGAUCUUCAAGGGAACCAGCUAGGUUUUCAGGGGAACCAACUUUUUGAUUUUCAGGGGAACCAUGGAAAUAAUUAAAUAUUCUGGGGAAGCAAAUGUUUCAGGGGAACUUACUAGAUUUUGCUAGGAACCAAUUGUAUCUUGAAGAGAAUUAACAAUAUUUUGAUGGUUGAGGGGAACCAACUUUGAAAAAAAAAUGUCUUUCAUAUUUGUUUUGUUGUCUUUCAUACUGUAGAUAUGGAGAAUUUCUACAUAUUUGCUAUCUUUGUUUUCUUUAUAUUGGUUUAUCUUUUUGUUUGUUUGCUGAAAAAAAACAUGUGCUUCAAGUUUAUAUUGUUAUAAGUGCUAUUGAAUUUAACAGUAAAAUUCACUGUUAGUAAAUAAACUGAAAAAAAAAUGUAAAAUUCUUGAAAAAAAAAAGUUUAUUUUUUUGUGUAUUUUUUAUUGAUGUAUGUCAUCAUUUAUCCUUUUCACAUUGUGCCGUUUUUUCUUAUUUUGUGUUUGUUUCCAGAGUGAUAGCUCUGUUUCAAAACUUGUCGCUUUUUAUGUGUAUAAUUAUGUUCAAUCUUUUUAUUUAUCAAUUGUCUUUUUCAUUGUGUAUAGACUUUACUGAUUAUUGGCUACUUCUUUUGUCACAAACAGCCUGUCUCAUUCUUACUUUGUGACAAACAUUCUGUUUAAUUCUUACUUUGUCACAUA
Ruditapes philippinarum (Manila clam) is the source of this 2894-nucleotide messenger RNA. RefSeq names its product cytoplasmic polyadenylation element-binding protein 1-like. Lineage: Eukaryota; Metazoa; Mollusca; Bivalvia; Venerida; Veneridae. Gene Ontology annotation, biological process: negative regulation of cytoplasmic translation. Gene Ontology annotation, molecular function: ribosome binding; mRNA 3'-UTR binding; translation factor activity, RNA binding. Gene Ontology annotation, cellular component: cytoplasm; nucleus; synapse. Bases 1 to 1830 code for a protein of 609 amino acids. The record is from RefSeq and is a predicted model, not a curated record. The transcript has 14 exons.